AUGACAGUAAGUAUAUUAUUUUAGGUUUUUUAAUUGGAUUUUAAUGAAAAAUGAAAAGAUUCUAUUAGAAAUAAUAUCCAAAAUGUUGUUGACAGCCGUUUUUGUUUAUUUUUAGAGGUAUUUUUUUUAUAUUGAAGAUUGUGUUCUUUGCUUUUUAAUGUGGUUUCCGUUGUUUUAGACUUACGAUGAAGCUGUUGAGAAGGUAAAGUCUUUGAAGACUUCUCCAAGCAACGAUGAAUUGCUCCAGAUUUAUGCUUUGUUCAAGCAAGCAACUGUUGGCGACAACAAUACUGCCCAGCCUGGAUUCUUUGACAUGAAAGGAAAGGCCAAAUGGAAUGCGUGGAACGAAAAGAAGGGUAAGAUACGUUUGAUGGUGGUGUAAUAUGUAAUUGGCGACUUUGUUGCGUUCGGAAACUGAAGAAUGACAAUUUUUUAAACAUAUAGAAAGCCAAAUAUUUGUAAUUAAAAAAUAAUAUUAAGAUAUGAGUAUUUUACAUUGUGUAACGAUUGCCCAAUUGAAUAUUUUAAUGAAAUCUCUUCAGGUGUGAGCCAAGACGAUGCCAAGGCCAAGUACGUCGCUCUGUACGAUGAAUUGGCUGCCAAAUACGGUGUAAACUAA
Molecule: messenger RNA, 619 nt
Organism: Bursaphelenchus okinawaensis
Lineage: Eukaryota; Metazoa; Nematoda; Chromadorea; Rhabditida; Aphelenchoididae
Source: the annotation of a GenBank genome assembly